CAGAGGGAUGAAAUAAAGAAUAGGAUUUUGUCUAGACUCAACUCUGGUGUUGGCCCGAGUCCUCGAUGACAAAGUGCCUUGCGUCAAUAGUGAGAGUCUACGAUGUCGCCAUGUGUGUGUGAAUAAAUGUGCGAGGGUCGUGCAGAGAGAGGGCCCUCGAAUUAGACAAAGGGCUCCCAGUGUUUGCAUCCCUGAAAGACAUAUUAUUCAGCCAUUUAUAUUUUCUUUUAAUGCUGUGUCACUCUUCGCUUUGGUACCCAUUAACAUCUAUACAAGGUUAAGUGUUGAGUGUCCAUAGGCUGCUGAUGGAGACAAUAGGCUGAACUUUACAUGUGAUCUUGUUGGGGGCGGGGGGUUAAGUUAGAGCUUCAUGAGUCACGUGGACAAAAGCGGUUCGGACUUCUCGCAAGCGCCUGAACAUUUCGUACGGUAUCGAUUUAAACUGGUAGCUACUCUUAGUGUCUUCUUCGCCAGAGCUACGCACGCUCUUUAAGGAUGCCUCGUUAAUUAUGGGAAACGCUCAAAGCACAAAGAGAAAACACACGUCAGCUCAUCCAAGCACUGCACAGAGGGAAGCUAAUUCCUGCACAAGCAUGGCAGACCAGAAAGACAGACUAGAUGACUUUAAGGUCCAGACAGCCAAGAAUACCAACUUCAGCUCGGCCCAAUUGAGGCCACAUAGUGAACACUCAAGAGACCGUACCUCCAAAAGGCUCUCUACUGACUCAAAUGGGACCAGCGAAGGAGGUGUGGGCUCAUCCACACCGGUGGAGUUGACAGCUCUAGAGGAAUCGUUUCGGCGAUUCGCCAUUCAUGGCGACACGCGCGCUACCGGCAAAGACAUGCACGGGAAGAAUUGGUCCAAGCUCUGCAAGGACUGCGGCGUGAUCGACGGCAAGACCGUCACCCUCACCGAUGUCGACAUUGUCUUCUCCAAAGUCAAGAAGAAAUCCUGUCGCACCAUCACAUAUGACGAGUUCAAGAUUGCUCUAGGAGAGCUUGCCAGGAAGAAGUACAAAGAGAAGACUGGCGAGGAGGCCGAGGCUGAAGUAUACAAGCUGAUUGAGGGGAAGACGCCCGUGAUCGCCGGGGUCACGAGAGCCGUCGCUUCCCCGACCGUCAACCGACUGACAGACACAACCAAGUUCACCGGGUCGCACAAGGAGCGCUUUGACAACACGGGACGCGGGAAGGGUAAGGCGGGACGAGUAGACCUGGUCGACACUUCGGGAUACGUCUCAGGAUACAAGCAUCAAGGGUCCUACGAAAAGAAGGUCACCAAACCCCCCAUGGCCAAACCCAUGUGAGCGGUGCAGAGAAAACAUGGGUCGACAGCUUGGAUCACUUUCUUUGAAAAGAGUACUUAAAACAAACAAACAAACAAAACAAAACA
This is a messenger RNA of Hippocampus comes (tiger tail seahorse), 1393 nucleotides long. RefSeq names its product tubulin polymerization promoting protein (gene tppp). The record is from RefSeq and is a predicted model, not a curated record. Gene Ontology annotation, molecular function: tubulin binding. Gene Ontology annotation, cellular component: microtubule. Bases 510 to 1307 code for a protein of 265 amino acids. Gene Ontology annotation, biological process: microtubule polymerization; positive regulation of protein polymerization; microtubule bundle formation. The transcript is spliced from 5 exons. Lineage: Eukaryota; Metazoa; Chordata; Actinopteri; Syngnathiformes; Syngnathidae.